Molecule: messenger RNA, 637 nt
Organism: Helicoverpa armigera (cotton bollworm)
Lineage: Eukaryota; Metazoa; Arthropoda; Insecta; Lepidoptera; Noctuidae
Exons: 4
Coding region: 7-510 (167 amino acids)
Source: RefSeq, a predicted model, not a curated record
UCUCCGAUGCUGGUGUCUCUCCUAUCAGUAGCUGCACUGCUCUGCACAGGAGUCUGCGGCGUCAUCACGGCGCUGUACCGGCGCCACGCAGCCAGGAGACACGAUAUAGACAAGCAUCCUCCUUCCACCAACGCACUCUACAUGGAACAAAGCGUGGAGUCCCUUUCAAAGCAGGACAAUCUGAACACGUACUGUGCGUCUCCCAAGCUGGACUACUGCAGUCAGUACGAGCUGAAGAUGGAGGGGAGUGGGGAGGAUACGGACCCUGAUAUCAUUCCUUGUCAUUAUGAUAAGAAACCAAUAGGUGAAUACAGUAAGCUGUCUACUCCUGGGUUAGACGCAGACCCUCACAGGAUAUUCAGCGAUAGACCAAUUAUACCAGGCAGUGCUUCAUCAGUAAGUAUAUGCGUAGUCAACCGCGGGGUGACAGCUCGCAGCGCCGACAUCGCGGCGGCGCGCCGGCCUGAAGUCGUCACUACUGCGAGAAAGGUGCGCGAGAGUUGCAUUUAGACAUACUUCUAGAUAGUGAUGGACACUUGUGACAGAGUGAUGUGAUGCUGUGGUCUUUGGAUGUAGGUUUUAAUUUGUAGAUAGAUUUUUUAUCGUCAUCAGGAUUUAUAAAAUUAUGGUUUGUGAA